Molecule: messenger RNA, 1509 nt
Organism: Phaethon lepturus (White-tailed tropicbird)
Lineage: Eukaryota; Metazoa; Chordata; Aves; Phaethontiformes; Phaethontidae
Gene: GADL1
Product: glutamate decarboxylase-like 1
Exons: 14
Coding region: 4-1509 (501 amino acids)
Biological process (GO): carboxylic acid metabolic process
Cellular component (GO): cytoplasm
Molecular function (GO): pyridoxal phosphate binding; carboxy-lyase activity
Source: RefSeq, a predicted model, not a curated record
GAGAUGAUUCCGAAGAAGAAUGCUGUUUUGGUGGAUGGGGUCAUCCUAAAUGGUCCCAUAAUGGACUCAAAGGCAGGAGAGAAGUUCGUGGAAGAGGCCUGUAAGAUUAUAAUGGAAGAAGUCAUACAGAAAGCUGAUGAUGUAACGGAAAAGGUUUGUGAAUGGCGAGCCCCUGAAACGCUGAAGCAGAUUCUUGACCUGGAAAUGAGGGACACCGGAGAAUCUCAUCAGAAACUCUUGCAGCUCUGCCGGGAUGUUAUACAGUACAGCGUCAAAACCAGUCAUCCAAGAUUUUUCAAUCAGCUAUAUGCUGGAAUAGAUUAUUACUCGUUAGUGGGUCGUUUCAUUACAGAAGCACUGAACCCAAGUGUAUAUACAUAUGAAGUAUCCCCUGUGUUUCUGUUGGUGGAAGAAGCAGUCAUCAAGAAGAUGAUUGAGUUCAUAGGCUGGGAAGAGGGUGAUGGUAUAUUUAAUCCAGGUGGCUCUAUUUCUAAUAUGUAUGCUAUGAACUUAGCAAGAUACAGAUUUUGUCCUGAGAUAAAGGAAAAAGGGCUUUCAGGUUUGCCAAGACUAGUCCUGUUCACUUCAGAAGAGUGUCAUUACUCCAUGAAGAAGGCAGCCUCCUUCCUGGGUAUUGGUACCGAGAAUGUUUACUUCAUCAAAACAGAUGAAAAAGGUAAGAUGAUGCCUGAGGAACUGGAGAAACAAGUCCAACGGACUAGGAAAGAGGGGUCAGCACCAUUUCUUGUCUGUGCUACAGCAGGCACAACAGUGCUGGGAGCAUUUGAUCCUCUGGAUAAAAUUGCCGAUAUCUGUGAAAAGCAUGGCCUCUGGCUUCAUGUUGAUGCUUCUUGGGGUGGCUCGGCUUUGGUAUCGAGGAAGCAUUGCAGACUUCUUCAUGGCAUCCACCGGGCGGAUUCUGUUGCCUGGAAUCCUCAUAAAAUGCUGUUGGCAGGAAUCCAGUGCUGUGCUCUUCUGGUGAAAGACAACUCUGGCCUCCUGAAGAAGUGUUACUCCGCCAAGGCCGCGUACCUGUUCCAGCAGGACAAGUUCUACGAUGUCAGCUAUGACACUGGUGACAAGUCCAUUCAGUGCAGCAGGCAUCCGGAUGCCUUCAAAUUCUGGCUGAUGUGGAAAGCACUGGGAACUACGGGCCUCGAGGAGAGAGUAAACAGGGCACUGGCUUUGGCUAGAUAUCUAGUGGAGGAAAUUAAGAAGAGAGAGGGAUUCAAGCUUCUUCUGGAGCCAGAGUAUGCAAAUGUGUGCUUUUGGUACAUUCCACCAACCUUAAGAAAAAUGGAGGACGGACCUGAAUUUUGGCAGAAGCUACACCAGGUUGCUCCUAUAAUUAAAGAAAGGAUGAUGAAGAAGGGCAGCAUGAUGCUUGGAUACCAGCCUCACCGGGGCAAAGUCAACUUCUUCCGCCAGGUCGUCAUCAGCCCGCAAGUUAGUCGAAAGGACAUGGACUUCUUGCUGGAUGAAAUUGAACUGCUUGCUAAGGACUUGUAG